AUGGAAGGUUCAUCUGAUUCCUGGCGCGCUGGACCGGCGUUUUUCUGUAUUCCGUUGACCUGGUCUCUAGAGGACGUUGACGAGUGGCGAAAUGCCAGCCUAUACAGUAAGAUCCACCUUAUUAGUGCGCGCCACAAGCAACUGCACGUUGCUGGAAUCGCCCUCGUCUACCCGCUGUGGGCAGCAUUCGGCCAGGAAGCAUCAUGGGAAGCGCCUGAAUUUGGGGAGGAGAUCCCAGCUAGCAUCAACACGCCUUUUCCGCACAGGACUACGCUGGUGGCCGAAGGCAUCGAAGACACACACCGCUCACCUGGUUCCAUGGUGGCUAUCAUAGGCGGAAAGUGGCUUUUGAUUCCAGCCGAGCUCGCCAGAUCGAUGGCCACGAAGCCCACACAAAACUGCGAGACUCAAGGGUCGAUCUUCCCUUGGAUGGAGGGUAGGCCGGAAGAUGGCUCUGGCCAUAGUGCGCAUUACAAUGAAGAGGGUCAAAUCAUCGAAAAGCACCUCAUCAAGGUCGCAGAAGAAGGAGACUCUGUCAAAGCAUUCCUCGGAGCUCUAAGCGAUGCACAUUCUUCCGGCGCUGAUCGGGUGGUCUUCUACUCCAGAGCAUUUUCGUGGGCCAAUGUGCAAGUAGAUUACGCUCCGAGCAGCCAGAAGAUGAGCAAUGUUGAUCGGAUGCGCAAGGAUGACAGAAGCGGUGGCGCGACGAAUCAAGCGAAGCCGAAGCAGAAGCCAGGUGGAACGCUCAAGCAUGACCAAGGCACCGCCGCCUCGAAGAAUGGGGUCGAGAAGAAGAAGCAUGAGGAUGAGGAUGCCGAGGUUGUCUUCAAAGGUAGACGACUGUGA
Messenger RNA from Recurvomyces mirabilis, 846 nucleotides. RefSeq lists its product as uncharacterized. The coding region runs from base 1 to 846 and encodes 281 amino acids. The transcript has 2 exons. Lineage: Eukaryota; Fungi; Ascomycota; Dothideomycetes; Mycosphaerellales; Teratosphaeriaceae. The record is from RefSeq and is a predicted model, not a curated record.